Magallana angulata is the source of this 1257-nucleotide messenger RNA. RefSeq lists its product as uncharacterized. Bases 87 to 959 code for a protein of 290 amino acids. The transcript is spliced from 2 exons. NCBI's taxonomy places the organism in Eukaryota, Metazoa, Mollusca, Bivalvia, Ostreida, Ostreidae. The record is from RefSeq and is a predicted model, not a curated record.
UGUUCAAAACAAAUCGUGUAUUCAUCACUAUUUGACAUGACACUAACCUUAUUGUCGGAGUUUUUUUCCACAAAAUACCUUCCACUAUGUCAGCAACAGAAAAAGAGACUCCUUUUGAGCUAAAGACGGAAAACAACAUUCAGUUUUCCAGCAAGUGUAAAGAUAUUUUUGGAAAUCUGGAAAAACUUGAAAAGAAGCAUGAAGAAAACACAAAGUUUCGAACAGAUGAUGAUGUUGAUAUUCAGAAAUCCGAUCAUCUGGAUGUGGACACAGAGACGAUAACUUCAGCCUUCAAAACUCCCCAGCUAGGCAGAGGUUCAAACAGAGAGGGAGGUGGGCCUUGGAGGCAUAGAGCACAACACAGGGACCGGGGUCCCCCACCUUGGAGGGAGCACUGUGAUAGGGGAGAGGACAGGUCAACUGACAGAGGGUCCAGCAGCAUUCAGAGGGAACUUCAGCCAAAGCAGUUCGUGGGAAGAAGAGGAGGGCAUCCUUAUUAUAACAGCAGAGGGAAUAGGAGACAAAGGACUCCUGAUUAUAAAAUGAACCCCAAGAAGUGGACCAAAUAUUCCUUGGAGGAUGUCGAUAAUGAGGAUAUGACUGAAUCAUCAAACACAAAGGCAGCUUUUGCAUUCUUGGAGGAGCGUAGGAAAUUGCGAGAAGGUGAGAUGAAAGUCGAGGCAGUAAAUACAGAUAAUACAUCAUGUUCAAAAGGAAUCUUUACUUUUAAGAAACCAGUGAAAAAUGAAAAUAAAAAGGGCAAAAGUUCAGUGUCCUCAAAAAUAAGUAACCAGUUACUGAAUUCCAAAGAGGAUGAUAUAAGUGCUGGUGUAGGAGAAGAGGAAGAUAACAAGAUGGAAGAAAAGACAGAAAAAGUGCAAGAAGAGAAAGUGACAUUUAAGUCUCUCAAAAAGUCCAAGAGAAGCAUUAGAAGCCGUGAUACAGAUGACGAUGACUGAUACAGUACACUGCCGCUGGAUUAAUGCAAACUUUUAAAUUCUCUUGAGUUCCACUUUCCAAUAUCAGUACCUUUUUGAAUAUUUUAGUAUGAUUUUAGUUUCCUUUUAACAUUUUAAAAAGAAUUUAGUUUUACAUUUAAAAAUUGAAUGUAUUAAUUUUAAAUUCCUGAAUUUGUUGUAUGUUGAAUAACAAAUGAGGUGAUAAAAGAGACAGUAAGAUAAGCUACUCAUUCUGAUGUGGCUCAUCUUCUGGCAGCAUAUAUUGACAAUGCUGACUUUAUUGCUUCUUACCAGACAU